Saccoglossus kowalevskii is the source of this 1380-nucleotide messenger RNA. RefSeq names its product synaptotagmin-4-like. Gene Ontology annotation, molecular function: SNARE binding; calcium-dependent phospholipid binding; clathrin binding. Lineage: Eukaryota; Metazoa; Hemichordata; Enteropneusta; Harrimaniidae. Gene Ontology annotation, biological process: calcium ion-regulated exocytosis of neurotransmitter; vesicle fusion. Gene Ontology annotation, cellular component: plasma membrane; exocytic vesicle; axon. The record is from RefSeq and is a predicted model, not a curated record.
AUGACGGGUGAAGGGGUGGCGACAGUAUAUCUACAAUAUUCCCUGGGUGCCAGUGCCGCUGUUUUGCUGUUCGCUCUUUUUUUCGGGUGUGCUGUAUGUUGGCACAAAAAACGUCAGAGGAAAGUAUUGGAUUCAGAAACCAUUUACAUUAAUAAGAAGGCUAUUUCGGGCCCAAGGGGAAGUGAUACGCCACCUGUACGGCGACAGAGUGGAACACGUGAUACAGUGAUGUGCGGGGCAACAAAGGCAACUUCUGGACCCGAGUUGUUUUUAUUCGAUACUCUGCGCCAGAUCAACGAACGUAGUGAGACACGUCGACUGUCGUCAUUUGGAUCAUUGCCAAGCCCAGGAAUCCCCCAUAGUGCAAGUACAUCGUCUAUCAGUAGCAGCCAGUCAUCACAGCCCUUCUCACCUUUAGAUUUAGCCCCUCUGUCUCCCCAAGAUACGAGCAACUACAGCACUGACUUCGAAACCGAAGAUGGAACCGCGGACGAGAGCUCAUCUCGUUUACGACCGAAACUAGAUUUUAAUAUUCUCUAUUCUCACGCAGAGUCGACCUUGGUGGUGACGGUUGUCAGGGUUCGCGAUCUACCGGUAAAGACGGGGUCUACCUACGACACGUACGUGAAACUCUACCUACUGCCUCGGUUUCAGGACCCCCUGCGAACUGGUUUAUGUCGUAAAACAACCGAGCCGGAAUUUAAUGAGCACUUCCAAUUCCAUGGCUUGCCCAUGGUAGAAAGUGAAAAAGCCAUCCUAAGAUUUAAAGUUUAUACUAAAGAUUUUUGGAAGAAAAAGAAAAAAUUCGUCGGUGAAGUCAUAUUUCCAUGUAUUGAUGCUGAUUUGAAGUCUGAAACUCCUUGUAUGUAUUCAAGCGAACUGAAUCCGAACAGAAGCAAAGCAGUCAGAAAGCGGAAAGGUAAGAAGAGAAGUAAAGGUCACAUGAAUGUGGGUCACGGAGAACUCUUCAUUCUGCUCCAAUAUCAAGCUGUUUCCAAUAGGAUGAAAAUUUUAGUACGGAAAGCAGAAAACCUCGGAAAGGCGAAUUGGAUUCCAGGCAGUGCAGAUCACCAUGUUGUAAUAAAUCUGACGAAUAAAGGCAAAGUGGUGGAAUCAAAAGAAACUCGAUUACAAAGCGGUCACUCCCCCGUUUGGAACGAACCGUUCUUGUUCGACAUCCACAACAGACACGUCAGCAACUAUUCGCUAGAGUUCAUUCUAAUGAAGGGACGUUUUUACUCGCGACACGGUGUGGUCGGCCACGUGUUGAUUGGCCCUGAUACCACAGAAUCGGGCAUUGCUCACUGGAACGAGGCCAUGCAGCCACGUGCGCGAGAAACCGCCAGAUGGCACUCUAUUUUGCCGGUCAGUAAAUACUGA